Messenger RNA from Sciurus carolinensis (gray squirrel), 3489 nucleotides. It is a transcript of the gene Parp9, whose product is annotated as poly(ADP-ribose) polymerase family member 9. Gene Ontology annotation, cellular component: nucleus; cytoplasm. Lineage: Eukaryota; Metazoa; Chordata; Mammalia; Rodentia; Sciuridae. Gene Ontology annotation, biological process: negative regulation of gene expression; positive regulation of type II interferon-mediated signaling pathway. Gene Ontology annotation, molecular function: ubiquitin-like protein ligase binding; transcription corepressor activity; NAD+ poly-ADP-ribosyltransferase activity. The record is from RefSeq and is a predicted model, not a curated record.
CCUGCCCGCCCCAAAGGGCACCUCCAUACUUUCUCCUGCGCGCUCCCCUAGGUCAGAUUGAACUGGAUCGGCCUGGAAACCCGCGGCGCUGCGCCCCCGGGGACGGGGACGAAGACGGCCUUGGCACUUCUGCUGCCCACUGCUCACCUGCCCUUUCUUUGAACACCACCUGGAAAGUGCCCGGGGCACUCUGGUAGACGGACUGGACCUCGCACUCCCCGCCGUCCGAGAGCCGGCUCUGGAAGUAGCCUUCCAGUUUCAAGCGCGGCAUGGGGAUGGACUCGGACACCCGCACGAACAGCGGGGACGGCGGGCAGGGGUUGGAGGCCAUGGCGCCUUGCGUGCAGCUCGCGCGGGGCUCCGGGACGCUUCUGCGCCGGACGGGGCAAAGGCGCCUCCCGCCCCUCCGACUGGGGCCGCAAAGUUUCAGUUUCACUUCCUUGGAGGUCCCUCCCUGUUCCCGGCAGAGCCGCCUCCCCUCCUCUCCGCAGUCCGCCCCGCAGCCAGCGUCGGAAGUAGGCCGCCAUAUCUGGGAACUGCAGUCUAUGUUUUGAAACACAAGAGGGAUUAAAGACCCACCAGAGAUCUGGACAAUGGCCUUUUCCAUGGAUGUUGGAGCAGCAAUUUCCAAGGAAAAAUCAGGUAGGAUCACCUCACUCCUACUCUUAUUUCAGAAAGGCUUUGCUCAGCUCUUUCCUCAGUGGAGAAAAGGAAAUAUGGAAGGAGAUCUCCCCUACAAGUGCUCAGAGACUGACUCUCUUGGAAAAAACUAUAGUUGUCAAAUUCCUAUUAAUCUCAAUGACUUCAAAAUUUUAAAAAAUAAUGAGACUCGACUGUUUGAAGUCCUCCAGAAUAAGUUUGGCUGUAUCUCCACCCUGAUGUCUCCAGCUCCAAAAGAUAACAGCGAGCCUCUUGGCCAAAAAGUCUUCAGAAAGAGCCUGGCCCCAGGACUAGAGUUAUCUGUCUGGAAGGGUGACCUCAGCAGAUGUGCUGUUGAUGUUGUGGUGAAUGCAGCCAACGGAGACCUUAUACAUGGGGGAGGCCUGGCCUUUGCCCUGGUGAAAGCUGGUGGCCCUGAAAUCCAAGAGGAGAGCAAAAGAUUCAUUGCCAGUCACGGCACAAUACCAACUGGUGAGAUAGCUGUCACUGGAGCAGGAAAACUUCCCUGCAAAAUGAUUAUCCAUGCUGUUGGACCUCGGUGGGAAGAAAGGGAGAAAGAGAGAUGUAUCAGUGAACUGCACAGAGCUAUUACAAAUGUUCUGGAGUUUGUUUGUAAAGAUAAGUACAUUAAGACAGUAGCAAUUCCAGCCCUGAGCUCUGGAGUUUUCCAGUUUCCUCUGAAUUUGUGUACACAAACCAUUUUAAGAACUAUCAAGUUUUAUUUCCAAGGGAAGCAGGUGGUUGGUAAUUUGAAAGAAAUUUACCUGGUGAGCAAUGAGGACCCUACUGUUGCUUCCUUUAAAUCUGCUUCAGAAUCCAUCCUAGGAAGUAAUGAGCUGGGCUCUUGGAAGCGUCAAGAAACCACCCCACCUUUCAAUAUGACUCUUCAAAUUGCCCAGGGCCUGACUCUCCAGAUUGUCCUGGGCCACAUUGAACUACAGAUGACAAAUGUAAUUGUUAAUUCUGUAACCCCACCUCAUCUCAGAGGUGGACCCGUGUCAGCAUCAAUUCUACAACAAGCAGGAGAUGAAAUGGCAUGGAACCUCAGGACCCAAACGACUAAACCAUUGCCACAUCCCCAGUUGGUAUUGGUCACAGAGGAUUUAAAUUGCCCUGUCAAUAUGUAUUACCAUGUACUGUGGAAUUCAAAGCUUCCUCAGCCUAUAUUGGAAAAUGCAAUGAAGCAAUGUUUGGAAAAAUGCCUCAAGCCAAAUAUAACUUCUAUUUCUUUUCCUGCCCUUGGGUCUGGAAACAUUGGUAUAGAGAAGGAUAUAGUAGCAAAACUUAUGUUUAAUGAAGUGCUAGCAUUUUCCAAAGACCAUUUGGAAAAACAACUAACUAUAAACUUUGUGAUAUUUCCAACAGAUCUGGAGACAUAUAAGUAUUCCAGAGUGCUGACUCUCAACAUUUACAGUGUUCCCCAGCGGACUAACGGGGAGCAAAGAGAAAAUGGGCUUGAAGCUGGGUCUCCUGCCAUUGAUCUGAUGGGAUGCAACAAGGAAGAGAUGUAUGAGGCCAAAGCAUGGAUCCAAAAGAUACUGACAUCCCAGAACAACCACAGCAUUGAGAAUAGUCAUAUUCUCCACCUUGGGAAAAAGGAACAUGACAUUUUAUCUCAACUUCAGAAAACCUCAAGUGUCUCCAUUUUAGAGCUCAUCAGUCCAGGAAGGGCAUUUUUAGAGAUCAGAGGACCCCAGGCUGACCUCAUUGAGGUGGUUAUGAACAUUGAACAUAUGCUGUGUGAAGUUCAGGAGAAAAUGACAAGGAAAAAGGAGCAAGACCUUUGGAUCUUGUCAGGACAAUGGACAGAUCAGCAAACACAAAAUCAGGAUGAAAUGAAAAAAAAAAUCACAUUUCUACGAUAUCCAGCACCUUUAACUCAAGAACUUAUGGAUCGAAAGAAUCAGUUUGAAAAUAUGGUUUGCAGGUUUAUAAAGGUGGAGACAAUAGACAAUGUGGUUCUUCAGGCUGCCUUCCAAAGAAAGAAGAAAAUGAUGGAACGGAGAACUUCUAAGGAGCCUGUGAGCCACAGGUUGUUUCAGCAGGUUCCACACCUCUGCAAUGUGGUAUGCAGAGUGGGCUUUCAGAGAUUGUACUCUUGUGGCUCAAAAUAUGGAGCUGGUAUAUACUUCAUCAAGAACCUUAAAAACCUAGCAGACCAAGUCAAGAAAACCACUGAUAUAAAUGAGCUGAUCUAUGUAUUUGAAGCUGAAGUACUCACAGGCACCUUCUGCCAAGGUCACCAGUUAAAUAUUGUCCCACCUCCAUUGAGUCCUGGAGCUAUAGAUGUUCAUGACAGUGUGGUUGACAAUGUCCUCAGUCCUGAAACCUUUGUUAUAUUUAGUAGCAUACAGGCUAUGCCCCGAUAUUUAUGGACUUGUAUUUGGGGUCAUGUAUGGUCACAGAAUUAUUCAAGACCAAUGUCACAGCAGCCUAGGAGGAAAUUCUCAAGUGGCAGUUCUGUUGAUUAAUCUUCAAUUCAUUAUAACAAUAGGAAUGACCUUACAUCGGGGGAUCUAACCAAAUUGUGGCCAUCAAUGACUCAAAGAGUAAUUUGAAUAUGUCAAAUGGGUUAUCUGUUUGGACUGACGGGGCAUUGAAAGUACCAGUCACAUACUAGCAUCUUAGUGGCUUAAUCCUUGCCUUUUUCUCUUGGGGUUGGAGUGGAUAGACAACAAUGAAAAAACUCAUAGGACAGUUCCUCUUUGUUGCACUUGUUCUUUUUCCUCCUUUACUGUAGGUAACAGCAAAAAUGUUUUACAUGUAAUAAAGAGAUUUUUCCAGAAUGUAAUCCAAGCCUUUUAUUUUCUAAAAGAAUGACAGUAUAAA